This is a messenger RNA of Alligator mississippiensis (American alligator), 2769 nucleotides long. It is a transcript of the gene CCDC28B, whose product is annotated as coiled-coil domain containing 28B. The coding region runs from base 507 to 1070 and encodes 187 amino acids. NCBI's taxonomy places the organism in Eukaryota, Metazoa, Chordata, Crocodylia, Alligatoridae. The record is from RefSeq and is a predicted model, not a curated record. The transcript has 7 exons.
GAGCGGGCCGGUCCUGCCUGGCUGCCGCUGUGCAAGAGAAAGAGCCAGCACAGGCUUUGGCUUUGACCUUGGCUUCACUCCUGCUCUGCACCGAUGGACCAGCGGAGCCCGCAUCUACCCCCUCGCCCCAAAGCCAGACCCCAGUGACCGGCAGGAAACCAGCAUCGGGCCGCGCAUUCGUGAUCAGCUCGGCCUCGAGCCGGGGGCGGGGGGGGAAGGCAAGGCCGAUUCCCCUUUAAAUGCAAAUCCUGGCCGGGGCCGGGCCGCUCCUGACGCGGCGCCGCAGGCGGGCGCUCGGCUGCUGCCCGGGCUCCGGCGGCUCGGCUCGGCUCGGCUCGGCUCGGAGAUCAGGGCAGGGAAAGUGCCCAGACUGCACCUCUCACCAAGUGACGCAGAGCUGGCACCGUAGCUCCUAGUGGCCCCUGGCCCCAAGUGCCCAGAGGCCCACAGCUGCCGGGUGUCACCGAUCCUCAGCCCAGCCUCAGCCUGGCUGUCAAGCUCUCAGGAUGGAAGACAAGAAGAAGAAGAGGAGCCCCAAGGCUUGCCUGGCUCAGUCUGCCCCUGCCGGCGGCUUGCGCAAGCUGCCUGUCCCCACCAGCAAAAGCGCCACCUUCUCUUUGGGGCUGCCUCACCUGCCCUCACCGAAGCAGAGGGCCAAGUUCAAGAGGGUAAACAAGGAGAAGCCUCGUGCCCCGCAGCCGGGGGGUGGCGCAGGGGUGGCACUGGGGCCCCCGCUGCAGCACACCUUUCUGACGGAUGUCUCGGACGUGUACGAGAUGGAGGGCGGCCUCCUGAACCUGCUCAAUGACUUCCACUCAGGGAAGCUGCAGGCAUUCGGGAAGGAGUGCUCCUUUGAGCAGCUGGAGCACGUGCGGGAGAUGCAGGAGAAGCUGGCGCGCCUGCACUUCAGCCUGGACGUCUGCGUGGAGGAGCUGUCCGAGGACCAAAAGAAGACGGUGGCUGACAGGAACCUCGACCAGCUGCUGACCAAUCUGGAAGAGCUCAGCAACUCCAUACAAAAGCUGCACCUGGCGGAGAACUCGGACCUGGAGGACGCUUCCACGGCCUGAGUGAUGAGGCCGCCGGCCCCGCGCAGCAGGGAGCAGCUUUAGGGAGGGUCUUGGAGCCAAGGGCAAGGCCUGCACCAGCUGGGCCCCCCACUUGCAUUGCCACCUGCGAACUGCCUAGAGAAGGAGGGGGUCAAAGGGAAGUGCUCCCCAGAGGAGGGGUUUGGGGGGUGGGGUGGGGUGGGGGGAGGGGGGGCUUGCUUUCAAGUAGUCGGUGUCCAAACCCAGCAUUUCUAGAGUAGUGGAAAAGGUCAGAUGCUGGAGCGGGAACUUUACAACGCAGUCCAAGUAAGGAAAGUCUUUACAGGAAGGAAAGGAGGCGCCAGACUGCAGGGCUCUCUUCCUCCAUCUCUCACCAGCUCCCUUGGGACCUUGGGCAAGACGUGUCACCUCUGUGCCUCAGUUUCCCCCCUCUUGAAAACAGGGCGAAUGAAUCUCAGCAACCUUUGUACAGAGCGGUCGGAGACGUGCAGGUGCAACUGCCCGCCCGCCCGGCCGCUCGCUGUGCAGCGCGGCGCGGCGCGAGGGAGCCGGAGUCGGGCCUGGGGCCCCGCUGGGAGGUGUCAGUCUGGCUCCAGGGGCUCGAUCCCAGGGUUGCCCCCGGCCCCUGCUCGGUGCCCCGCCUGGCCCCAGGCACUGGAUGCGCCCCUGCCCCUUCCAGGGGCUUUGGGGACGUAUCCCCCAGUGCGGGCUGGCGCAAACCACUUGGAGCAAGCUUGGAUGCGGCGCUCCCGCAGGCCCCAGCCUCGGCCUCUGCCCCUCACCCAAACACAGGGCUGGGAGCAGGGACCGCUGCCGGGCCCUUCCCUGGGCGCGGGGGCCAGGGUGCCCCGGGGGGUGUGGGGGUGCGGCGUCCCCCUGGCUGCGGCACCCCGGGGCGAUGCCCGAGGGCGCUGGGCCCGGGUCCCUGCAGGGUGGCCACGCGCCCGCCCGCCGCCAGGGGGCGCCGCAGCGCGGGCGGGGUGGGGGCGGCCUUCUUGCCCUGCCCCUCGGCGCAGCGUGUCGCUCCGUGAUGACGCCAUCAGCCGGCGCCCGGUUGCCGGGGCAGCAGCGAUGGAGCAGGAGCUGGAGCGGCUGCGCGGGGCGGCGGCGGCGCUGCAGGUGGGCUAAUCCGGAGCGGAGCGUUCACACGGGCAGCAGCGCGCUGACGUCACGGAGUCAAAGGGAGGGGUGGGGGGAUGCGACCCUGGGGGGCUUCACGUCACUGUCACUGUCACGUGUCUGUUGUACCCCCCCCCCGCCUCCAAUAUCUUUACCUGGCAGUCGCAGGAGGGCCCGUUGUGACGUCACAUGCCAUGACGUCCUAGAAUCCGGUAUGAUGUCAUAUGCGAUGACAACGAUACACAAAACAGCGUCUGGCCCUUCUAUUAUGAUGCGAUAACAGACCGGUAGCCGCGUCUCGGCGCCGUGUGACCCUCUUCCCCAGCAGACCCCGUCUGGCGCGCUGCGCGGGCCCGGCCCAGCCCACGGGGGCCCCCGGUCCGGCUGUGCCCUGCGGGGGUGGGGGUUGAUUUUUUUUCCCCCCCGCUGCCAAAUUUCCCACCCGCCCGCCCGGGAGCCCCCGGGGCCGGAGGUCACGGCCCCGCGCGCUGCGCCGGAGGCCAAGCGCCCGCUGUUCGCCGCCGACUGUCGGUACUUUGCUGUUAUUGCUUCCACGGGUGGUCAGAACAAUCCUUUCGAUAAUAAAGAAGACUAAUUAGGA